UAAAUGCACAGCAAUGGUUUUAGAUUGCUGGCAAAUUUUAUGAAGGUAGAAUAUUGAGGUACCUGUUGGGUUAUUUAUAAAUUUUCAGUUAGUCUUCAUAAUUCAAGUCUUCAAUUGAUCUUGAACUGCAUUUGCUGAAAUCCUGAUUUUAAAAAAUGUAUUCAUCUAAACCAAAGUUGACUAAUGCAGGUUUUAAGCCAUUGCAGUUUUUGCAACAUGUAAACUGUAAUUGAGCCGAUACAGGUGGUAAUAUGCUGUGACAAAACUACAAGUCUCAUGAUGCAGGGAAACAUUUUCUUCAAAAUAAUUGUGCCUCUGACACUGGUUUGUAUGCUUGGGCCACUAAAAUCUGUUAUCCAAUACAAGAUCCUUUACAACCAGGAGUGUAUUUUUAUCUAAACUUGGCUGGAAAACGGGUAUUUCAAUAGUUGGCUAAAACCUGUUAAAAUGUGCUUUGAAGCUAAAUGUGUACUGUGGGAAAUUUGUUAAAGGUGUAAACGUUCUUGCUAAAGGUCGGUUAUCAAGUUCUUUCAGAAAUGCUACAAGUCUGAAAUUUAAAUCACAGUUGGCAAUAUGGAAAUAAUCUGAUUUACAGAGCUGAUGAGUUUCCUUCUGUUUUUUGUUUUUUUUUUGUCACAUUUAAAGGUUUCUGGUUAUCAAACAUGAUAUCAAAGAUAAAUUUCAGAAAAUACAACAAGCUGUUGUCAAAUGGUUUAAUUAGUGAUAAAAAAGUCUGGAAACCAACCUAGCCGUAGGUGCAUAAAAUAAAUCUACUUUCUAGGUUAGUUUUUGCAAGCUACACCCUGGAUUACUACCAGGCCCCUAGAAUCAAGAAAUCCACAAACUGGAGAAAUCAUAACACAAGUUAGGUAAUCGCCUAACUAGGUAAUUCACUUUUUUUUUUUUUUUUGUCAGUCAGUGCAAUAUAUUAGUUUUAUCUAGGGGUGCACUGAUUGCAGUUUUCUGGCCAAUAGCUGAUUACCGAUCUUUAGAAAGCACAACCUUCCGAUUUCUUUUAUAACUGACACUGUCAGGUGUUAUAAGGUCACAAUACACCUCCAAUGUUCCAAUUGUAUUUGAUUGAAAAACAACCAAAUAUAAAACGUUUAGAGCAUUGCUGUUCCAAUAGUCAUUCAUUUUUCACAUUUUAUAAAGACAACUUGCACAACAGGUUAGACAAGUAGAUAAGAUCGGUUUCACAUGUAUCUGCCGAUCUCUCAAAAUUAAGGAAAUCGGGGCACUCAUAGUUUUAUUUAUUUUUCUUCACAGGUUUUUCUUUCAAUUACGGGGAAAACUAUGCCAAAUGUUUUUGUGAACAUUCCAAGACUCGCACUAAUAUCUCAACCCAAUCUUUUAGAAACCACUGGUAUAAUAACUUACAAUGUAAACUGUAUAAGAUGUAAAUCUGUUGAUGUUAAAAUGCAAAUGUGAUCAUGCUUAUUUUCACCAUCUUCCAUUAUGUGCUUUAAAUGUGUACAAUGUUCAUUUUGAACGCGCUCGCAGAGAAACGGGGGGUUUAGGUUGGUUGGGGGAGGUGCUUUAAAACACACACAGGCAGGAAAUAGAGGGAGACCUGCGUGUUAAUGUUUAGCCCAGAAAAGCAUAAAAAAAAAAAAAAUCCCCCGCGGUGCAACGCCUCGAAGUAACUAACUUUAGAGGCAAUUCAUAUGAAAACUAUUAUAUUUAGUAUUAAAUUAUAUGAGCGUUUAUAAACAAAACAAGAGCGACCCCCACCCUAUAAGAAAGCAGGGCCAAAGUUCACAGGAAGCUGGGGGGCUGCCAUCUUUCCCCUGCUGCUGCUAACGUUUAACGGUAGAUGCUAAAGCGACGGGAGGGGCGGCUGGUUCGGGUUUUUCUAGCUAGCUGGCCUCGGUUGAUCGGGACCGUUAAACCGCAUUCUGUCAUUUCUGCGACGGUCGACGACAAAGACCAUUGUUGUUUGAUGAAUUCGGUAUGGAGAAGGUAUCGGAGCCGUCUUGGACCUCUUCGUACACCUACCAGGUGAGCAAGCACAGCGCGGAGAUGCUACACAACCUCAACGUUCAGAGGAAAGAUGGAGGCAGGUUCUGCGACGUGAUCCUGCGCGUCGGCGAGGAGAGCUUCCCCGCUCACAAAGCGGUACUGGCCGCCUGCAGCGAGUACUUCGAGUCGGUGUUCGGCCGUCAGGCGGAGGGUGAGGGCGACGCCAAGGAGCUGGAGAUGCACACGAUCAGCCCGAGAGUUUUCAAAGACAUCCUGGACUUCGCGUACACCUCCAGGAUCGUGGUUCGGUUGGAGUGCUUCCCGGAGUUGAUGACGGCUGCCAAGUUUCUGCUGAUGCGGUCCGUCAUCGAGAUAUGCCAGGAGGUCAUCAAGCAGUCCAACGUGCAAAUCCUCGUUCCGACCGCCCGGGGAGGAGAGGCCAGCCUCUUCCAGGCCGCGGGGGCCACGGAGCUGGGUUUCCCCGUGGCUCAGCAGGAGCUGGUGAACGGAACAGGUAUACUGUUAAACGGCCAAGGCUUUGUGAACAGCACGCAGAUGCACAUUAACGUGAGCGAAGACACACCAGCCGUGCUGCUGGAGGACGGCGGCGAGUCGUCGGUGCCGAUGUUGGAGCCUGUCGAAGGACUCUCUGUGUCUCCGUCGGCGGAAAUCAUGGGGAGCAUGUUUCAUCACGACGCUGGCUCGCCUGCAUCCAAACGGGCAAGGGGGAGACCAAAGAAAGAGGCUGUCCUCUUUAAUCACAUCAACCAGAAGGUCAACGGCCAGCUGUUUCCCUGCGGGGCCUGCGGUAAAGCUUUUACAGAAGCUUCUCGCUUAAAGAACCACGAAGCGCAACACGGAGCCUCCACCGGGGGCGUCCACAGCCUCGGAGACGGCCUGUCAACACCCGGGGGGUUGUCUCUGCUGUCGCAGCCAGGGCUGCUGGAAAACGGGGUGCAGUUACCCGUGGGGCUGGCGCUGGACAACAAUCGCAAGCGGGAGCGGACCAGGCGGCAUGUGGGUUGCGACAUUUGCGGGAAAGUUUUCCGGGACGUGUAUCACCUGAACCGACACAAGCUAUCCCACUCUGGGGAGAAGCCGUACGCGUGUCCCGUGUGCGGGCUGCGGUUCAAGCGCAAGGAUCGGAUGUCCUACCAUGUUCGGUCCCACGAUGGCUCGGUUGGCAAACCGUAUGUGUGCCAAAGCUGUGGGAAAGGUUUCUCGAGACCAGACCACCUGAAUGGACAUAUUAAACAAGUGCACACGACAGAGAGACCCCACAAGUGCCAGAUUUGUAACGCUUCCUUCGCGACAAGAGAUCGCCUCCGGUCGCACCUCGCGUGUCACGAGGACAAAAUUCCCUGCAAAGUUUGCGGCAAGUUCCUGCGAGCCGCCUACAUGACGGACCACCUAAAGAAACACAGUGAAGGAACUCACAACUACUGUGGCAUUUGCAAUAAAGGUUUCUCCACUGCGUCCUACCUUAAGGUGCAUAUAAAGACACACCAUGGCUCGUCACUGCCCACUUCUGCCACAAUGCACUUCCCUGAUCCAAGGGGGGAGCUGCAGCUGCAGAUGCACAACGGCACCCCUUACCAAAUGGGACGCCAGUGCUCAGUGGAAGACGGGCAGGAAAACGUCGGCAAGUGUCCCCACCUGGAGUCGGAGGAGUCGGAUACUUCAUUAAGGGAAUUGUCCAAUGUCAGCGAGCUUAAGUCUCCCACCAAAUCCGACGGACCGGAGAUGGAGGAGCCCUCCUUAGCCUGCAAUGGGGCUCCUGCCACCGUCCUCGGGUCUCCAGAUACUUCUAAAGCCAACGCAGACCCCGAAAAGAAGUUUAUCUGUGGGAUCUGCGGCCAGGCGUUUCGCACUAAGUCCUACCUCAACAAGCACCAGCACCGCGUUCACAAAGCCCAGAGGACCCACGGGGUCUCGGGGUCUGGUUUAAGCGAGAUGGCACCCUCCCUGACUUCCCCUUUUUCCCCACAACAAAACAUGUCCCUCCUCGAGUCCUUCGGCUUUCAGAUAGUCCAGUCUGCUUUUGCCUCUUCUCUUGUGGACGCUGAGGCAGGUCAGAGUGGAAUCGACUUUGGAGGGAAGUAACAGUUUCUCAGAGGCUUUUGCAAGAUGUCUUUUGGCCUCCUCAUUCUUUGGACGAAAGCCGGGUCGCCCACAGAAAAUGCUCUGUGUUUGGGAAUAACUUUGCCUCAAGACUACUCUUUCUGUUUGUCUCAUUGCUUAACGUGCAUCCAACAUUUUUUGUCAGAAACUGCCAUUGAAGUCCUACCUUUCUACUUUUUCAGAGGAUAAAAGGGGGUGUUUUCGCCAUUUAAUGUUUGUGCUUCAAGAAAUGACACAAAGGUUGUUUUUUGUUUGUUUUUUUCCACUGAUGUCGGCCUGUGAAAGUUCUGUUUCAUUUCUGUCUCUCAUGAGUUUUUUUUCCUGAGCUUUCUCAGCUGCACAAAUGUUCUUCUCAUGAGAUGACUUAUUUACUUUACUGUUAGAAGGAGUAGAUGUUAACUUGCUCACUUUAACUGCUCUAGCGAGCUUAAAAACAGAUCCUUGGUCAUCUGAGUGAUUACAGAUGUCUUUACCUCAGAGCAAAAGCAGGGCUUACAUCUAGAUUUAUGUAAAUUCAGAGUUUUUUCUUUCUUCUGGGCAGGAAUUUAAAUUGACUUCAGUUCUUUUGUUAAUCUCUUAGAUAGUGAAGAUGAAACACGUCGAACAGACUGAUGCCGUUUGAGAAGAUGAGGCAUGCAGCGCCCUACUUGCUCAUUAACACCCCUGGUAAAGAUGCAACACUAACCUUAAAAUAAAGUCAUCUUUUAAUGCCAUUGCACUGGAAAAAAAAAAGGAAAAUUAAAACUUGAAGUAGAUUUGCUAAAAGGUCCCACGUGCCACAUUUAUUGAUAUGUGUUGUUCAUCCUGCACACUAGAGAUGCACUAGUUUCCCAUUGCCUAUUUGAUCAGGUUUAGAUUUCUCCUAAACAACUAUAAAUGACAACAAAAUACUUAUUUAGCUUUCUGGAUAAAUUAGAAGCUGAUCUGGCUUAACAAUAAAAUGUUAAGAGUGAGAUAAUUUUUUUUUUUAAAAUAGGCCAGAAUUUAAGUCUCUCUGCAUCACUGAAAAUACAGAAGUGUCUAUGAAUAAAACCCAAGGAAAAAGAUUUACGGCAUCUCAUUCACUGAUUUACUAGACAGAUUAUAGUCCACUAACUUUCUUGUGUCCAUAUUUUUAAAAGUGCAAUAUGAACCUUAUCACAAUGUUUUUCAACAAGAUCCAGUCAGAAUAAAUAACAGCUCUGUCCAAAUUCAAAUUUGUGAGAAAAAACCUGCAAGUUUGCAAAAUCUUUAAAUCAUUCAUUCAUUCAUUGUUCCGACCCAUGAACCCUAGAAAGCCUUUUUGUGAUUGCCGCUAUCAGCAGCAGAGUUGAAGUGACAUCCUGCCUGAGAGGGAGCAGUUAGUGUUACACAGCUCUGCAGUUAAACAAGAUUUCACUUAUUUCUGAUAUUACUGCGUGGCACGAUCAGGACGGUUUGCAUUACUGACUGUAAACAGCAGUACGUGUGUGUAUUCCCUGUAGGACACGUAGAGCCUUAACUCCUAAUCCAGCAUGUUCCAUGGCGGUUAGAAUCGGACUCCUCAAAAGUCUAAAACUCUUCACUCGGUAACAACUUCCACACUGAACAAUGUUGUUGUCAGCGUGACCUGGUUGCACUUAGUUGAUUAUGUCUCUAAUGCACCAUUUCUCUCUUCAUUUGAUUUACAUAUAAUCAUCAUGGCAUUUCAAAAUGUUCAUGAUGCCAAAGUUUCUAGGCCCUUUUAAAAGAGAAACAGACCCACAGUAUCACAGAUCCUCCACCAUGCCUAACAGUGGGCGUCAUGUGCUUUUCCGUCAUGGUAAUUAUUGCUUUAAAACUUCAUCUGUGUGUCAUCUAAUCAAAGCACGGGGUUCAGGUUAAAUAACCAGCAGAGUUUAACAAACCACAUGUUUAAUUUUGGCAACUUAAACAUGUGUUCCGGUCCAACCAACCUAGUCAUGGUUCCAGUUGUAAACAUUUCUAGCCAGAUUUAUGAAGAUCAACAUGUUAGUGUUCCUUAAAUGGGGUGUACUUAUUUCUUUGCCAUUUCGAAAAGCUGUUGAAAGAAUUGGGUCUCUGUGUCGCGUCGUACUUAUACCUCAGGAAAACAAGAAGUCUUAAGUAAAAGUCAAAGUACAUUUAUAUUACAGUACUUUUAAUAAAUAAAAUGUUUCAGUUGCAUUUAUUUUACAGCAGGCCAAUAACUAGCAUCAGGGAUUAACUUGUUUAGAACAGAUUUUUGUUUCUCCACUGAAUAAACGUAUUUAAAUCAAAGGUUGGAUUAUUCUAAAAUUGAAAUCAUGCUGCUGUGAAAAAGAUGAAUUUACUGCAAGGCUUUACACUCAUCUGUACCAGGGGUGCCAGGAACAGCUUAGGAUGCUGCAUAUGAUGUUCUCUGAAUUCGUCAGGCACUUUGACAUAAAAUACCCUCAGAGGCACUUUUUAAAGUGCCUCUCUUUUUUUGUUAUUUGGUCAAUAAAGAGUUUAAAAGUAAAAUAUCACAUUGCAAGGAAGGAAAAGUCAUUGGUUGCAUAUUUCUCAGCACAUUUCCGUUUAAAUUGAGACAAAUGUGGCUGGAGUUUGGUAAAUGGACAAUGAUCUGAUAUUUAUGUGAACCUUCUGCCCUCGAUCCAGAAAUCUCGCUGAUUACAUUUCAAAGCAAAGUCCGGAUUGUUUCCACGUCUUUGUUAGUUUCUUGAAUGCGUUAAAUUCAUGAAACGGGGACCAAGACCAGGUAUAUUUUCAGUAUAUAUUUUAAAAGAUGUAGAUUAUAUUUUAAUAACUUAUUCAUACCUGGAGUUUUGGGUUGUUUUUAAUUUACUGUCAAACAAAACUCUUGGUUGUUUGUUCUUGUUUUUUUUUUCCACUUUAACUUAUGGGAACCUGAGAUGUGAAUAUGCGUGUUGUGCAAGGAGGUGUUGUGACGCUUCGCAGAGGGAGGGAGCCACAGCUGACAGAACGAACCGUUUUUCACCUUCAUCUUCCUGUGCUCGGAGCCGCUCGUGAUGCAUCCUGUUGACAUGGGUCCCGUUGCUUUCUUAGGUUGGAUCUUAAAUGUCUGAGAGUCUUAACAGUGAUGUGACACACAUAAGCAGUUUAUUGAAAAUCUUUAAUGGGAUUGUUUUUCAAAUUUUCACUUAAAAUCUUUUAUUUCUUCAAGCAGAAUUAUAAAAUCUACAAACACUUUGCGAAGAUUUUCUAAUUCUUAAUUUGUGUUGUCAGAUAAUCCCAAAAGAUGUUGACUGACUUGAGGAAUUAUGCAAAAUAUUGUUUUAGGUUUGUUUGAUUCAAUGUUGGGGGUAAUAUCAAGCAUUUUGUAAAUGAGCGGCGAAGAUCAUGUCCAGUCAGUUUAUUUUUGAACCCCUUAGUGAGACGGUCAUUUUGGUUUGUCAUUCAAAGCUCAGCAGGAAUAAAAGCCAAUAAACUUUUAUGUUUUUAUUUGGCUCUUCUUGAAAAGCAUCAAUCACCUGACUACCAUAUUUCUGGAUUUGUCUAAUUGCUGCUCCAUUAUUGUCACAAUCAUGACUCUCCUCCUUUACUUUUUCCUGUAAAUAUUUAAAAGUGAAGUACAACGAACCUCUGUGAGCACAGUUUCGCUCUGUUAUAUCCGCAUGGUUGCGAAGCACCUACUACACGUCACACAUCGAGUUUAUUCUCGCAGGUUUUUCUUUUGUUUGUCAAAGGUGUGUGUCGCAAUGCAAAUCAGGCUCAGUCUAACAGUUGAAGGGCUGAUGGUGUGUGUGUGUGUGUGUGUGUGGGGAGUGGAUGAUGGAUCUGGCUUUAUCCGGUUAAUUGUGAGUUAUUUAGUACAUUCCAAUAUUAUUUAUGUUUAUAUUGUGAUUGUAACACCUGUAUAUAUCUCUUCCACACACACACACACACAAUAUAAAUAUAUAUAAAUAGAUCUAUAUAUAUAUAUAUAUAUAUAUAUAUGAACCAACCUGUUUGAUCUGUGUUUGUAAGUGGUGAGUUUUGUACAUAUCAAGGUUUAGUUUCAUGUGUUUUUGGGAGGGAUGUUAAGUUAUGGCCAUCUGAAGUGUAAAGUACACGUUCAGGAAUGCGAGCUGAGCUGGGGACUGAAUGUCGAUCACUGGUUGGUGGCAGUAGUUGUAUGUAUUAGUUACACUGAACUAUCACUUUGCAGUGGUAGCGCUCACACUGCCAGCUACUCGACUCUUUGACCAAGCUUUUUCUGUUUUGUUUUUCUUGUUUUUUUACCCACUGUGCACUGGUAUUUCCUCAUUUAAUGGUUUUGCUAUAUUUAUCGUUUAAAGACACUUGUAACAUGCUGUAAAGAAGUAAUAAACCUUUGUUUUAGAUUUGAUUAGGAGAAAAUGGUCUUUUUAUUCUUUCCCACAAUUGAAUUAUAUUAAUUGUUUUGGCUUAAAUGUUUUGCUUUCUUUUUGUCUGUUGCAAAGUGCCUUCCAAAAUACUGAUUGUGCUCAGCAGUGGAAAAAUAACUAAAAAAAUAAAGUCCUUUUUCUUUUCUAAAGGGUGAAAAUUGUACAGAGUAACUUGCAUUGACACUUUUGUAUAAAAAUCGCAAGAUGUACAAUAUGUUACCAUGGUAUUUUAUCAUUGUACUCUACAGGAUUGCUCUUAAAACACUUGAACUUUGUGUUUUGUUAUGACGUCUUUGGACAUAUUUCAUUAUGAGCUUACUUUUCUAUAGAUAUUUGUUUUUGUACUCUGUUUCCGAGUCUGGUCUCAAAUUCUCGGUUUAGAGAUGAGAAUCAAAUAAAUUGCAGCUGAAAACCUCCAAA
Molecule: messenger RNA, 8807 nt
Organism: Girardinichthys multiradiatus
Lineage: Eukaryota; Metazoa; Chordata; Actinopteri; Cyprinodontiformes; Goodeidae
Gene: patz1
Product: POZ/BTB and AT hook containing zinc finger 1
Exons: 5
Coding region: 1954-4065 (703 amino acids)
Biological process (GO): regulation of cytokine production; regulation of immune system process; negative regulation of transcription by RNA polymerase II
Molecular function (GO): protein binding
Source: RefSeq, a predicted model, not a curated record